AUGGCAACUAUUAACGACAGCAUGGAAAGAACUGCACAACAAAUGACGGAUAAAAGAAGUGUUGAACAUGACCGUAUUAUCAAUGAACUGAAAAAGAAAGACGCUCAGAGUAAAGCACAACUGGAACAACUUUUAGAACAGUAUCGUAGAGCCGUUGCUUCUGAAGAAUAUGCCAUUGCACAAUCGAAACAAUACAAGGAAAAUUAUGAAAACUUACUUCACCGUUUUCAUAAAGAUGGAUCAAAGGAAGGAUGGGAAAUAAAUAAACAUCGACGAUGA
This is a messenger RNA of Rotaria sp. Silwood2, 279 nucleotides long. Lineage: Eukaryota; Metazoa; Rotifera; Eurotatoria; Philodinida; Philodinidae. The record is from the annotation of a GenBank genome assembly.